AUUUUUCAAAUAUCUUUCUGCUUAGUCCUUCUUCUUGGAUCGCUUGACUGGUCUCUCUUUCCACUAGUCUUCUCCUCAUCCCUCAUUCAUCAGUAUGUUGUUUCCACCUGAGAGCGAAGCCACAAUAUGCAGAGGGACUAUAGGCUACUCAGAGCUGUGAUGGUGGUGACGCAAUGGGUGUAUUCAUUAGUCGGAGGCCGUUGCGGAAUGUUUGGUCUGCUGCGAAAAUUUCAGCAACGGAAACUGUUUACUCCAAACGGGGGGAAAAAAUGUUUUGCCAUGAAAACGAGAGUUUCUAUUGGACAAAUUCAGGUAUAUCUCUCCCUGUUUCACUCCGUUUGGUUCCUAGAGUAAAUGGUAAACCAUUUCCAUUUUUGCAACAGGCCAAACUUUUUGCAACGGUCUGCGACCUAAUGAAUACACCCCAGGUCGUAACAAGUCUGCUCAGUGUAUCAUACUAAACCCAUGGACCAUGGUCAGUGUCUGGAGCCCUGAAUGCCUUGAAUGACAGGGGAAUGGAGCAUGGGACUGGUUAGCAUGUUCCAGUCCUCCCAACUCUUCAAAUGUGCUCGUUUUGUCAUUAUGGCCACAUUGGGUAUAGUUUGGCAUUGUUGCUUAGUGAAACUUGAAAUGGAGAUUCUCCAGAAUGUUAAGAAGAAUUAUGGUCAACAUCUAAUGCUUUCUGAUACUCUCCUCUAGCUACUUAACUUCAUUUCUCUCCUGUUCUACCAUUACUAAACGAAUACAUCAUAAUACCAAUCUGCUCCCAGAAACAUUAACUAACACUAACUAUGUAAUUAUGCCUAACCUCUGUUCUGGACCAUUGGUAUGUGUCUGAUGCAGUGCUUUACCUGAGGGUAUGGUAGGCUGUGGUAGGCCAUGUCACAGUCACUGUGUUUCUCUACAUGGCAAUGAUGUUCUCCCAUGGCACUGAACCUACUGUGAUUACAUCACAACCGUCCUGAUAUGAGGUCUGAGCCCAGUAGAGACACACAACAGGCCCCACCCUGCCAUAUCAACCUUCCUAAUGACUCUGUUGCAAUGCUUUCAUGGCAAUUGUACAGGACCUACGCAGGCAGUUGAGGUAUUAACAAGGAAAUCAAUGUCUGCCAGACACCAAGUAUAGUGGCUCAUAGUAUCGACAGUUAAGUGGCAGGUUUAAGAGACUGCUUUUCUACAAGAGUUUUGUGAGGUGAAAUAUCUACUCUCAGGUCUAAACAUUCUAGAGUUCAUCCCCCUGCACGAGAGAGAACGAGAGAGAGAGAGGAAAGAGCAGGAGAAGGUGAGCAAGAGGCUGCCAUGUUUACUCUGAGGUAGAUUCUCACAACAAGGAUACCACUGUAGAGCUGUAUCUCCUAACACAUGAAAGGCUCACCACUCUUCAGAAAACUUUACAUGAAACCACACUGGUUAUUUUUACAAUGUUUACAAUGUAGGGAGCCGGGGUGCUUGUUUGAAUUGUCAAGAAAAGCAAGCAGUGUGUAUGAUACAGGACAGGGUGAAUUGUCAGAGAUCCUGGCAUGGCUGUGUUUCUAAACCAGACAGCCCCUCUCUGCUGAGCUGUUCCCACAUCUGGUUCCUCCACCCUCCCACCAUCAACACACCAUUGGCAGGGAAAGUGUCAAGGAAUAGUGUGUUUCAGAUAGUCCUCACACACAUACAAUCAAAUACACAUAGGCAUACACCUUCCUGGCCAGUCCUCUCCAGAGUGGUUUGUAGCAACCUACUGUCAGUGGGGUGAGAGACUGGCCUCAUUGUUUAUGGGAAUGGAUAUUUAACAGCCCCUUUAAAAGAAUGGGGCCCCACCCUGGUUGACUGUACCUGUCUCCGACAUCUCUCACUGUUUACCCAGCAGGUUAAUGGUUAACUAAAACCUCCGGGACUGUCUAUAUCCCCAUCAUCACCUGUCAGCUACACUGUCUUAGGACUUGUCACAUUGUCACCUGGAGAAGAACGGAGAUAGUCGAAUCAAUAGCUUCUGCAUUUGCUUUAGUCUUCAUUUUCAUUUUUGGGAAAAGCUCUUGGAAAAACGUUGAAUUCAGAUACUAGUCGGUUAUCUGACAUCCUGAAUGCAGUUUUUGAUGACAGUGGGCCCAGGUCGCAAACGUCUGAAGAAACGUUAUUCACGGGAUGCAGAGGCAUUUUCCACAGGGUGAAGGCUGUUCACGUCUGAGAGGGAUCUGUGAAUGAUCUGAACUGUUUUCAACAGUGUGCUGAGGAUUAUUUUGAUUCCCGUUCAGUUUCCUGGCGCUUAUUUCUUCUCACUGAUUUGGCUAGAUGUUGAGUGGGGUUGUGGAAAUGGCGUAAGCAGGAAAGGUGUGGAAUUUGUUUCUGAAUUCCGGUGCACAGAUGUAACCAAUCACAAGUGAGCCUAAUGGCGUGCCGAUUGAAGCCACAGUGUUUGUUUUGUUGCUGAUGUAUUUUAUCAUUGUGUCAACCUCUCACCACUGUGCUGAUAGGUUGAUUUGCCCAGCUCAUAGUCAGAUGAGAACCAAUCUCUGUGCCUGUUUGUCUAGUCUGGUCGUAGUGACUGACAGGGAUCUGGUUUCAGGACUGCAUUACUGACCUUAGGGGAGAGUUGUGGGGGACAGAGAGUAGGGAAGUAGGCCACAGGGUUCCAGGGGGGUUUUAGUGAUAGUAACACCUCUAAAUGUGUUAACCCUCCUGUGUUAUUGCUCUCUUAUACCUGAAUGGUCAAGGACAACGACAGGGGACAUACUCUCAGAGCUACUCUGCUCCAACUGCAUUAGACUGAGCCGCAAGUCUUGGCAUGAGACUCCAUGCCGCACCACUCAAGAUUAAUGGACUUGUUUUUCCUCACUGAAGGUUGUGUGCACAUCUGUAACUCAAUCACCUUGUCAGCCAGUGAGACGGGACUGCACCGCUUUCCAGUUAGGAAACUAUCUCUCUUUCUCUCUCUUUCACUCUGCUUUUCUCUUUACCAAGAAUAUUUCUUUGCUUUCGCUGCUGCUGUGUCUGAGCUGCGUUCACCAAGGCGCUCUGAGGCGUCUGGAUCUGGACAGCAUUACACCCCCUGACCGCACACGCCUACCUGCCAGAGCUGCUAUUAUAAUAAAAGACUUGUGGCCAGGAUUACUAGAGGGUCAACGGCUGAAGGAGAAACAACUGGACUCAUGUGGCAGCAGUCAGCCGGGUCCAGCUUUCACACUGAAAGGAAGUAGCACCCAUACCGGGUUCAAUCACAGCAGUCUCCAAGCCACAGCCACUGGACACACAACAGCUCUGUCUGUUUGUCUGCAGCAGACCUGGACCACUGGAUCACCAGCAUUGAAAUCCACCGUUCUGAGCACCCCACAGGGUUUAGGUGUCCGUCUGUGUGUCUGAGGGUAGUGUAUGGAGGCUCACAGGGGACUGCCGUCGGACUGGGAGGCAGUGCUGGAGCUGGAUGAAGCCCUGGCUGGGUGGCUCCCACAGGAUCCGGCCCAGGAAGAGUUUGGGUGGGAGUGGGACUGGGCCGCCUCGGACCCCCCAGACCAGGACUUGGAGUCAGAGGAGGUCCCUGCAGUGUUGAGCCCCACAUAUAAACAGCGUAAUGAGGACUUCAGGAAGCUCUUCAAGCAGCUACCGGACACAGAGCGACUCAUCGUGGAUUACUCCUGCGCCCUGCAACGAGACAUCCUCCUGCAGGGCCGACUCUACCUCUCAGAAAACUGGAUCUGUUUUUAUAGCAACAUCUUCCGCUGGGAAACGCUGCUGACGGUGAGGCUGAAGGACAUCUGCACCAUGACAAAGGAGAAGACAGCCCGCCUCAUCCCCAACGCCAUCCAGGUGUCCACAGACGGUGACAAGCACUUUCUCACCUCAUUUGGAGCGCGGGACAGGACCUACAUGAUGAUGUUCAGGUUAUGGCAGAAUGCACUGCUGGACAAACCCCUGUGCCCCAAAGAGCUAUGGCACUUUGUCCAUCAGUGUUAUGGCAACGAGCUUGGCCUGACCAGUGACGACGAGGACUAUGUUCCCCCUGACGACGACUUCAACACCAUGGGGUUCUGUGAGGAGAUUCCUAACGAGGAGAAUGAGAUAAGUAAUGACAACUUGUCUAAGAGCAGUGCCGAGGCCAAGCACGAGGGCAGCCCACCAUCCAUACACAAGAAAUGCAUCAUCACCAAUAGCACCAUCAGCUCAACCAUCAGCAGCGAGCCCCUCUCUGUGAGUCUCAGCGACAUAAUAGAGUUUGACCUCCCUCCAGACGAAUACAUCGACUGCCUCCCUAACGGGGAGCUGCUGACCUUGCCCCUGGUGCUGGAGCAGAGGCUAGCGGAGGCCAGCGGCCUGGUGCCCUCAACCUCCCUAGACUUCAACGACAAUGAAGACAUCCCCACCGAACUCAGCGACUCCUCAGAGACCCACGACGAGGCAGGGGAAGUGCAGGCCUUCCACGAUGACCUUAAAGGGAGACAGUACAUCGAUGAGGUUUACAAGUUCAGUGUGGACAAGAUGUACGACAUCCUCUUCACAGAAUCCCAGUUUAUGACCGACUUCAUGGAGCAGCGCAGGUUCUCUGAUAUAGUGUUUCACUCCUGGAAGAAGGACGACGCAGCGGGGAACCAGACGAGAGAGAUCAUGUACACCAUCUCCCUGUCCAACCCGCUGGCCCCCAAGACAGCCACUGUCACAGAGACCCAGACACUGUACAAGGCUAGCCAUGAGAGUGAGUGCUACAUCAUCGAUGCUGAGGUCAUCACACACGACGUGCCCUACCACGACUACUUCUACACGCUCAACCGUUACAUGCUGACACGGGUGGCCAAGAACAAGUGCCGUUUAAGGGUGUCCACUGAGCUGCGUUACAGAAAACAGCCAUGGGGAUUAGUGAAGGGCUUCAUCGAGAAGAACUUCUGGAGCGGGCUGGAUGAGAACUUCCGCCAUCUUGAGUUGGAGCUGUCGAAGGUGGAGGAUGUGGUGUUGGAGUCGGCCCGGCCCUCUCCCAAGGUCAAGGUGGUGAAGACGUCUGUGAGGCGGAGGAAAAGACCACUGGUCCAAUUACGGAGCCAGCACCUGGACGACGCCCUCCUCAGCCCUGUCACCACGCCAACCGACGACGAGGUCAUCCACCGCAUCAAACAUGUGGGCGUGACAGGUUCCACUCAGACCAGGCACAUGCCUGAGCACCUCCCUGGAGGCAUUGCCCUCUACAGUGUCUCCAAACUGCUGCUCAUCAUCAGCUUUGUGAUCUGUCUAAGCCUGGUUUUGCUGGUGUUGCUCAACAUGAUGCUGUUCUAUAAGCUGUGGAUGCUGGAGUAUUCUGCACAGCCUCUUACCACCUGGCAAGGGCUGCGGAUACAUGAGAAUAAACUGCCCCAGACGCAAAUGGAGUGGGCCCAGCUCCUGAAGUCCCAACAGCAUUACCAUGAUGCUGAGCUGCAGAAGUGGAGAGAGAUCAUCAAAUCCUCCGUGGUACUAUUAGACCAGAUGAAAGACUCUCUAUCAAACCUUCAAAGGGGCAUUGACUUAAGGGACUACAGCUCAGAAGCUGAGGAGAAAAGAAGCCGUUACCACUGACAUACGACCUUAGGCCAUGCGGGCAGGGUGUGCAAUAUAGGAGCUGUUUGUGUGUAAGUAUGCAAACGAACAAAGAGAGACAAGAGAUCGACCGACCGCGAGGCGAGCUGGGCCCAGUGUGACAGGGAUGGCUGCCUGCUGACACCCCCCCCCCUCAGCUCACAGAGGUCACGACCCCGCAAGUCAGACUAUGGACAGAAAGUGCACCUAUCACAGAAAGGAAAUUAACAGUGGCGUUCCCACAGCACUGAAGCAUUGUGGGAAGGUGACAGCCCAGCUUACCUUGACCCCACUUCUGUCUCUUAUUUUUCUUUGUCUUUUAAUGUUGGAAGGACAUCGUCCUAUCAGCCGUUGCCGUGUGGGGAAUAGAGGACAACAAAAGCUCAGCAUGUGAUUUUACCCCUCACCUUAACUCCUCUCGAUGAGCGUCUGUCUGUGGUUCCAUUCCUGCUCUGUGAGUGUCUAAAGAGGAACAAAAGGGGUCCUACAGUCUCUAGGCUUUCUACACUCCCUUGACUGUUCCAAACCGACCAUCUCCUCAAGGUCCACGCUGCAGUGUCCCUUUUAUUAAACCCUCUGAUCUUGGCCACAGACCAUGCUCUAGAGUAGCAGGAUCACCAGCAAAGAAUAUUAUAGAGUGUGUGUGUGUGUGUAUGUAUGUAUGUAUGUAUGUAUGU
Molecule: messenger RNA, 6200 nt
Organism: Oncorhynchus mykiss (rainbow trout)
Lineage: Eukaryota; Metazoa; Chordata; Actinopteri; Salmoniformes; Salmonidae
Source: RefSeq, a predicted model, not a curated record